Carcharodon carcharias (great white shark) is the source of this 303-nucleotide messenger RNA. RefSeq names its product histone H2AX-like. Gene Ontology annotation, molecular function: DNA binding; structural constituent of chromatin; protein heterodimerization activity. Bases 1 to 303 code for a protein of 100 amino acids. Gene Ontology annotation, cellular component: nucleosome. Gene Ontology annotation, biological process: DNA damage response. The record is from RefSeq and is a predicted model, not a curated record. The transcript is spliced from 2 exons. NCBI's taxonomy places the organism in Eukaryota, Metazoa, Chordata, Chondrichthyes, Lamniformes, Lamnidae.
AUGUCCUGUCGUGGUAAAACCGGAGGCAAAGGGCGCGCCAAGGCCAAGACUUGCACCUCCAGAGCCGAGCUCCAGUUCCCCGUCGUUUGUAUCCACCAGCUGCUGUGCAAGGGUCACUAUGUCGAGUGGGUCGGGGCUGGAGCCACCGUCUACCUGGCCGCCGUCCUCGAGUACCUGAUGGUCGAGAUCCUCGAGCUGGCCGGCAACGCGGCCCGGGACAACAAGAAGACCCGCAUCAUCCCCCGCCACCUGCAGUUCGCCAUCCGCAACGACGAGGAGCUCAACAAGCUGCUGGAUGGCUGA